This is a messenger RNA of Pisolithus orientalis, 2802 nucleotides long. RefSeq lists its product as uncharacterized. The transcript has 11 exons. Lineage: Eukaryota; Fungi; Basidiomycota; Agaricomycetes; Boletales; Pisolithaceae. The record is from RefSeq and is a predicted model, not a curated record. Bases 1 to 2802 code for a protein of 933 amino acids.
AUGUCCGGGAAGAAAUCGACCAACCUUCCAGUUCUCUCCCAGUCCAGGGAUCUCGUCCCAGUAGGCCCUAGGCAGGUCCAGGCCAAGCACCACGGAAAGCGGGAUGAGAACGGCCUCAGACCCUCAACAUCUCGGGCACUCGUCCUCCGCAACGGGAAAUAUGGCACAUAUGGAACUGGGGAACUCGUGUUGGCAAGCAGAAUAAGUGGAAGAGAAAAGCUCGACCUCCUCGCAGAAGAUCUCCUCUCCCAGAGAGCACGGACCGCUAUAAUGGCUCCUCUUCAGUUGGAAAAAUGCAUUUUGAUCGCAGAUUCCCAGUUCAACGCGUACCUGGAUGACGUCGCUACUCUCAAGGAUGCCGAACUAUUCUAUGACAAGAUACUAGACGAGAUCGUCGCCCGCACGCCACAAGGUAGUGCCAAGGGUGUCCAGGAUGCUCUCUCGGAUGCCUCUUAUGUUGCAUCAGUGGUGGCAACAAGAAUCCACAACGCACACACGAUAGCAUCGGGAUGGAGAAUUGUCCUGGACAUGCUUAGAGGAUUGGUCAAGUCUGGGCUCAAGGAUGGAACGGCCCACACACAACUCCAGAAAGACGAGGGGCUGCGGUCCCGUUACCUUGUCCUCUGCGACAUUGUCAACGUUUUGGCAGACCUUGGCCAAAUGCAGUUUUCUGUUCUUGCAACGACCACUCCGCACUAUUCUCGGUAUUUCAAAAUUGUAGAGAAUGUGCCAGUAGGCGAGCCAGAAAUAGCUUUCGAUUGGGGUGGCCUCAAGGAUGUCUGCAAGUCAUUCUUGGAUUCCAUAAUCAUAGAAUUAUGCUUCCCAAGAGCGCCGUAUCCGAAGCGUAUCCUUCUCCAGAUUCUUCACGACGCGGUCGACGAAUCCCCACGAGAGGCAAAACGCUUUCCACAGAAAAUGUGGGAUGCAGUUGGCGAUCUCUCUGUGACACUUGAGCUUCAAGAGCUCCUGGAGAGCCCAUCACUAGGGCCCGAAGGAGAAAAGCUCAAAGCUCUUCCACGCAAGAUGCCCGAACGAUAUGAGCUUUGGCUAGAUGCACAGUUUUAUUCCAAGCAAGCAUCUGAAUGUUACGACAACUUCAAAGAUAUCAUCAGCCCGCUGGAAGCGACGAGGGACCAAGCUGUUCUCGAUCAAUUGUGGGGAGUCGUGGAUAUGAAUUACUCACGGGCGUCGGAUGUCUCCAUUGAUGCGCUUUGGCAACUUGAUGAUGCAUAUCGUCGGACACCCCAAUGGACCGCUCAUUAUACCCCUGACCUCGCCACCUUUUAUGACUCAGAUGACUCAGAUGCCGUGAGGUCCCUGGUUAAGGUUAGACAUCCACGCAAAAAUGCGGUGAAGAAACCGCAGAAGAAGGUCCUUACAAUUACCGACGGACGGGAUGACGGUGUUGACUGUGAUUCCAUGCCUGAGCUCCAGUCCGUUUCGGAGUCGCCCGGAGAAACUGACGAAUACACAGAUUCUGACGAGCAGGGAGAGGUCGAUGAUGAAGACCAAGAAAGCGAAUACGAAUCGGAAGAAGAAGAUUUAUAUCGAACUAUGCUUAGGGAGGCGAUGGAUGCUGCCCUGGCUAUCCCCGAAUUCUUCGAUCCGAAAGCAAAUGUGCCCGAUUUUGAAGCAAUGGCAGAAGAGCGCAAGGAGAAUCCGUUCCUGAAAUUGCUCAGCUCACUACGAGGGCGCAUGUUUUCAUCCGAUGCCAAGCUUAGUGCCGCCGCUCGUGCCGAACCAAGGGAAGGCCGUUUCGGAGCUAAGCUACCAACCGUUAAAGGAGCGGGCAAAGUUGCUCCAGCAUUCACGGUCAGCUUUGCUGGGGUGCCCGACGAUGAUCUGCCUCCACUACAGCCUCUUCCCACCCCAAGGGAAAAGCGCGUCCCGAAGCGCCUCUGUAGAAAAUCCUUCAUCAUACCGGAUCCAUCAAGACUUAUUCCCCCUGCCGCCCCACAGCCCCCCCAGGACCGUCGUGCUGCAGUCGAGGAAGUUGAGGAUGAAGAGGACGCUCCGUCGGUAGCUAGCAAGAAGAAGAAGAAGAAAAAAAAAAAGCCAAAGAAGAAGCGGGCCGAAACAUGUGGAGUGGGGACAGUACCAGAGGCUGAGGUUUCCACGACGAGUCUAACUAGCGCACGUUCGCCCGCGGGAAGCACCCUGAAGUCUUCUCCGGGAAGACCUCUCCUUUCUGAUGGCCAUGUGGCAUUGCAUGGAUAUGCUUCAACCACAUCAUUACCUAUCGAGCCGACGACCGCCAAGUCUGGUCGUGCCUAUCUCCAGGAGUUGGGGAUGCCGAAAGAGAAGAUCAAGUCGCGCCCUGACCAUGCAUCCUUGUUUUCUGAUAAAAAAGGGUUCCUCUCCAAACUAAGCGGGGGAGAUAAAGCCAAGGAAAAGACAGAGCCGAAGCAGUCUAAUUCGAAUGCCAAUACGUCUACAUGGUUCUCCAGGCUCCGGAAGAAAACAGCUGGAUACAUGCAACAACUGUUGCAUCCUGGCGAAGAAAAGCAAGGGGGACUCAAGUGGGAGAGCUUUUUAAAGGUCAUGAGAGAAAUGGGUUUCUCAUGCGAUCCGAGUACUGCAGGAUCGUCUGUUCGUUUUGAUCCGCCGAAUAAACGGGAUAAGUCGAUCACCUUUCACAAACGUGCGGUUUUCGGCACCCGAAGUUGUCGCUGGGCUAACCUCUCUGUAGCACACCCUGAUCCGACUCUUCAUCCCCACAAGUUGAGAGAGUUUGGGAAACGGCUGAAAGAGUAUUAUGGGUGGUCAGAGGAAGACUUCUUGAAACGGACUGCCAAUGCGUGA